ACUGCUGUUAUGUCAUCUGAAGAUGUUUGGUUUCUUUCCUAGUAAAAUUCCAUUCUGAUGAUAAAUUUUAAGUAAGAUACUUAAAAUUAAGUACUAGAAUUUUGUACGUUAUCUUAGUUCCUCUCACAUUGCGCGUUUCUUUUUCUAUUGAUGCAUUGGAGUAGCGUUUGCAAACAUACCAGAUGAACUUGUAUACUGAUAAACCUGUAUACACAUCCUUACGUGUUAUAUCACAUCUGACAAGAAAAUUGGAAGAAAUGCGCGAUCGGAAAGAUAAGGCAUGUUGUCUACGUAUAUCGUUUGCGCAAUCUUCACGGAAUUUUUAAUUGCUGCGACGUCCCAUAUAUUCAGCAAGCCUCCGACCUCGCCAAACAGUACGUUCAACGCACGAUGAUAACUCGGGUGAUCGGCGCAGCUCCAUUGUGCGUCUAGGCGUCCGCCGAUACUGCACUCGAAGACCGAUUGAUCUUUAGUCUGCCAAUUUGAAAGUUAUGCCACACAGCAAUAUCCAGCGAACGUUUCGUCUUCACAAGCACCGCAGAAUUAAGAAGAUUUGUUCGAUUAAAUAAUAGUAAAUUUAAAGGAAAAGGGGAAAAAAUCUUAGAAACGAAUUCUAAUAGGUGAUUCGAAGGCAAAAGUUUGGUCAAGGAGAUAUACUUUAAAUUAACGUCUCUAUGUAUAUAUAACCAAUUUUCGAGGAAUAUUUGCAAUCACAAAAGAUUUCUAUUCUUCGAAAAAUCGAUUCUAAUACCAAACUUUAAAGCGAAUUUUAUUACAAGAUUUAUUUAAUAUAAUUCUAUACAAAUGGGAAUUCUACGUCAGCUACUGUUUGGUAAAUAUCUAUUAAUUACCAAUACCGUGAGCUGUGGUUUAAUGAUGGCAGCUGGAGAUGUGAUCCAACAGCGCAGCGAACACUGGAAGAAGCACUGUUCUCAUAAAUAUUUUCCGAGUAGCGUUAUCGCAGUAUCACCAGAAGAAGACGAAAAGAUGACGAAAACGAUUUCCAGCAAGUCCGCGUAUGGACACGAUUACAUGAGGACCAGAAAUAUGACGGUUGUUGGGCUGCUUCAAGGUCCAUUUCAUCAUUGGUUCUAUACAAUUCUAGACAAGGUUUUGCCAGGCAGAAGUGCGAAAUCAGUCCUGAAAAAGACGUUUCUUGACCAGUCAAUUGCGAGUCCCACGUGUCUAACGAUAUUUUUCGUCGGCCUUGGGAUUCUGGAGAGUCGCAAGAUUGUGGAGAUCCGCGAGGAGCUAAAGCUGAAAUUCUGCGAAACGUGGAAAGUCGACUGCUGCUUUUGGCCUCCCACGCAGUGCAUUAAUUUCCUCUUCGUGCCCCUCCAUUAUCGGGUGCUCUAUACGAACGCUAUGACAAUGGUCUAUGAUAUUUUUUUAUCAUAUAUGAAAUAUGACGCUCACUUCGAGUGACAGAAAUCUCAUGGCUAGUCUGAACAAGAGAUACAACUGUGCGAGCAAUAAUUGUGAAGAACGUGCAUUGUAUAUACAUUGUUAUGUCUAUCAUUAUUAAUCAUACACGCAACAAUGUGCAAUAAACAUGUUAUCAGAAAGAA
Molecule: messenger RNA, 1568 nt
Organism: Monomorium pharaonis (pharaoh ant)
Lineage: Eukaryota; Metazoa; Arthropoda; Insecta; Hymenoptera; Formicidae
Product: mpv17-like protein 2
Exons: 4
Coding region: 805-1425 (206 amino acids)
Biological process (GO): mitochondrial ribosome assembly
Cellular component (GO): cytoplasm; membrane
Source: RefSeq, a predicted model, not a curated record